Molecule: messenger RNA, 1455 nt
Organism: Salvia splendens (bonfire salvia)
Lineage: Eukaryota; Viridiplantae; Streptophyta; Magnoliopsida; Lamiales; Lamiaceae
Product: chalcone synthase
Exons: 2
Coding region: 190-1368 (392 amino acids)
Biological process (GO): polyketide biosynthetic process
Molecular function (GO): acyltransferase activity, transferring groups other than amino-acyl groups
Source: RefSeq, a predicted model, not a curated record
ACUUACUGUAAGCCGUAAGGUAUGUUCUUCAAGUUUUAUGGUGCUAUUUUGUGUUGGAUCAUUUCGUACAGUAUUUUUGAGUUUAAUAAAAUUAUUUCGUACUGUAUCGAUUCUUUGUACAUCGAUAUCUAAUUAUCACUCACUACUUCUUCUCUCUCGGUCGCAAGUAUCACUAUUCCGAAUAUUCAAAUGGUGAACGUGGAGGAGAACCGUCGUGCUCAACGAGCCAAUGGUCCGGCCAUGGUGUUGGCUAUCGGCACCGCCAUGCCGUUGAACUGCGUCGAACAGAGCACGUUUCCUGACUACUUCUUCCGUGUCACAAACAGCGAACAUAAGGCCCAUCUCAAGCAAAAGUUUAAGAGCAUUUGCGAGAAUUCGAAGAUCAAGAAACGGUACAUGCACUUGACGGAAGAUCUCCUGAACCGAAACCCGAACAUCGCCGCCUACGCCGCGCCGUCUCUUGACGCGCGGCAGGACAUGGUGGUGGCAGAGGUCCCAAGGCUGGGCAAAGAGGCGGCCGAGAAGGCCAUCAAGGAAUGGGGGCAGCCGAAAUCCAGCAUCACCCACCUCAUCUUCUGCACCACCAGCGGGGUCCACAUGCCCGGCGCCGACUACCACCUCACCACGCUCCUCGGCCUCCGCCCCUCCGUCAACCGCCUCAUGCUCUACCAGCAGGGCUGCCACGGCGGCGGCACCGCCCUCCGCAUUGCCAAGGACCUCGCCGAGAACAACGCCGGCGCCAGGGUCCUUGCCGUCUGCUCCGAGAUCACCGCCAUCUCCUUCCGCGGGCCCACCGACGCCCACUUAGACAACCUCAUCGGCCAGGCUCUGUUCGGGGACGCCGCCGCCGCCGUCAUCGUGGGCUCCGACCCGGUGUCCGGGGCGGAGCAGCCGCUCUUCGAGAUCUUCUCAGCGGCGCAGGCAAUCGUCCCCGGCAGCGAAGGCGGGAUCGAGGGGCGCCUGCGUGAAUCUGGGCUGAUGAUCCAUCUCCUGAGAGAUGUACCGGGCCUUAUCUCGGCCCAUAUGGAGGAGAGCCUGAAGAGGGCGUUUGGGCCGCUGGGGAUUUCGGAUUGGAACUCAUUGUUCUGGAUUGCGCAUCCAGGUGGGCCUGCGAUAGUGGAUCAGAUCGAGGCGGAGAUGGGCCUGAAGCCCGAGAAGCUGCGGCUGUCACGGCACGUGCUGAGCGAGUAUGGGAAUGUGUUUAGCACGACUGUGCUGAUUAUUUUGGAUGAGAUGAGGAAGUCCUCCGCUGAGGACGGGCAGACCACCACCGGCGAGGGGCACGAUUGGGGUGUGCUUUUCGGGUUUGGCCCAGGCCUCACGGUGGAGACGGUUGUGCUGCGAAGCAUGCCGAUUCAUUCACUCUGACUUCGGUUUUGUAAAUUGUAAUGCUCUAUCUAUAGCUCAUGUACAUGUAUUUAUGUUUUCAUGAUGUAACAAUAAAGGUUGAGGAUA